This is a messenger RNA of Linum trigynum, 255 nucleotides long. Lineage: Eukaryota; Viridiplantae; Streptophyta; Magnoliopsida; Malpighiales; Linaceae. The record is from the annotation of a GenBank genome assembly.
AUGCUGCUCAUUCACCUGCAGAAGGCUUCAACCGGAAUCAAACUAGUGGUGGCAGAAGGAGUGGAGAUUUCGGACCUGGGUGUAUUUGGGAGGAUUUCCACUACUGCUACUUCCACUCAUGUUGUUCUUCGGAUCGCUCCUGCUGUUGUUGCUCGAUUCCUCGGACACGCAGCUCCGACUGAUUUCCUCUCUCCGGUUUUACCUUUUCCGAGGUUGCCCUGCACUUUGGGUUCUGAUCUUUAUGGAAGGGUUUAG